Molecule: messenger RNA, 1347 nt
Organism: Sparassis crispa
Lineage: Eukaryota; Fungi; Basidiomycota; Agaricomycetes; Polyporales; Sparassidaceae
Product: Isopenicillin N epimerase component 2
Exons: 9
Coding region: 1-1347 (448 amino acids)
Molecular function (GO): catalytic activity
Source: RefSeq, a predicted model, not a curated record
AUGAUUGUAGUAGCAGGAUCACCUUCAAUGCUCCGCUCUUCUUCACGACACCAAGCCAUCACAAAGUCGUGGUCUAAACUCUGGAAACAGAGGACGGCGCGGCGUAAAGUUGUAGAGAUGUCCGAGCAGCGCGAUGUCACCCUUCCCCUUGCAGGCAUCAGAGUCGUGGAGUUUGCUGGGCUUGCACCAGGCCCCAUGGCUGGCAUGAUCCUGGCUGACUUUGGUGCCACAGUGAUACGCGUAGAUCGUCCUUCAGUUCCGCCAACGGUGGCCCCAGAUGUCCUUUGCCGCGGAAAGCGCUCGAUAGCCAUCGACAGCAGAGUACCGGCCGGACGUAAGGCUCUGCGCAGGCUCGUCGAUAGUGCAGACGUUCUCAUUGACCCAUUUCGUCCAUGCGUCAUGGAGCGCAUGGGACUUGGUCCAGAAACGUUCGUAGGCAAUGAAGGGAGCAACAAACGACUUGUUUACGCGCGCUUGGUUGGCUUUACGCGAAUAGGUCGUCAAAAGGAUAUGGCGGGACAUGAUAUCAAUUACCUCGCCUCGAGCGGUGUACUGUCGCUUAUGCCAGGGGAUGAAAAACCAAUGUUCCCCGCUAAUCUCCUAGGAGAUUUCGCUGGAGGUGGCCUUACAUCCGCAUUGGGAAUCCUGCUUGCACUCAUGGAGCGGCAGCGCAGCGGUCUAGGACAGGUAGUGAACACAGAUAUGGUAUCAGGAACGCGUUACGUCUCGACCUUCCUCAUGCUUACGCAUCUCUAUGCUCCCCCUCCACUCUCUGGCGAGCGAGGAAAGACAACGCUUGAUGGUGGAGCGCCAUUUUACGAUGUUUAUACGUGUGCAGAUGGGCGCUGGAUGACCGUGGGAUGUCUAGAGCCGCAGUUCUUUCGCGUAUUCCUUGAUAAGUUCCUAGGUGUGGUUCCGCCGAAGUUCACACUUUCGGAUGGAUGGAGGCCAACAUACGAGACGCAGGCAGACCGGAGCGCGUGGCCGUUGUUGAAGGAAUAUUUGAAGCAAGGAUUCAGGAUGCAUCCAAGGGACUUUUGGACCGAAGUGUUUCAUGGAACUGAUGCAUGCACCGUUCCUGUUCUGUCGCUUUCCGAGGCAGCGGCUUCCACGCCUUCAAGCACGCCUUCAAGCACGCCUCUACUUAUUCCGACGCCACAUCCACAUCUGGGAAGGACACCGUCUGUUGCAUUACGUGAUGUCUCUCCUCAAGAUGUAAAGCGGACUACUGAACUUAUUCGUGGGCAACACACGGAGGAGGUGCUCAGCGAACUCGGGCUAACCGAUGAAGAAAAGAGGGAGCUGAUGCGUGAUGGUGCGUUAGGGAAAGACUGCGCAAGGUUGUAA